Messenger RNA from Copidosoma floridanum, 2066 nucleotides. RefSeq lists its product as uncharacterized. NCBI's taxonomy places the organism in Eukaryota, Metazoa, Arthropoda, Insecta, Hymenoptera, Encyrtidae. The record is from RefSeq and is a predicted model, not a curated record.
ACGAGAUGUCGGGAAGCGACAGUCCGACCUUCUUCCACGGCCAGCCUUGGUCCAGCUGGAUCGAGAAGAUCGGCCGGGACAAGCCCCUUAGUGAUGGCGAGCCAGAUUCUGAGCCCUCCAGCUCAGUUAUGCGUCUAUCAGUGGAUGACAUUGAUUUAUUUGGAUUUUGUCCCGAGAGAGAUAACUUCUAUGGAGUUGUAUGUGAAAUAUGCAAUUCUAUUGUCAAACCUCAAGCUUUAAUUCAACACAUGGAGAGUCGACAUCCCUCUGGCACUUCAAAUCUUCCACCACCUACAAAUUCGACCGCAAAGCCAAUUAUGAAGACGCCUUACUGCAAGCUUUCAAAGCUGAAGAAAAGCCAAUCUUCGGGACAACUCUUGCUUACAAACAACAAUAGUAGCAACAACGGCAGCGGGAAUGGCACCAGUAGCAAAACCAGCAACAACCACACUCCAGUCAAGCAUCGGACUGGCGGCAACGAGUCGCAACCACAGCCCAGUUUGCACCCGAGCAACUCACCCCGCUCGCCCCUUGAUGGUACACCAGCCAGCAACAGCAUCAAUAACGGUGGCCCGACGAUCCCUUCCGCGGGGCAGCUUGGUGCACCGACCUCCGCAAUCGCAGCAGCAGUCGGUGGCUUCUCGAACGCGCUCAGUGGUACUACCUCGGCAGCCAGUCCCGUCAAGAGCCCGGGGAACCAGCCGAAGCGGAAAAGGCUCAAAACGGACCGAUCCCUACUCAAGGACCGAGAGUACGACCCGGACCGACACUGCGGUGUCUGGAACGAAGAGACGAGCAAGCCAUGCACCCGUUCGCUCACAUGCAAGGCUCACACGGUCUCGCUCAGGCGGACUGUCACAGGCCGAAGCAAAAGCUUCGACAAGCUGCUUGCCGACCACCGAGCUUCGAAAGAGUCCCCGGCGUCGCGCAACGCCACCAGCAGCAACCCAUCAAAGGCCGUAGCAGUGAGCAGCUCCGCCGUCACAGCAGCCUCCAACAGCAUCAACAACAACAACAACAACAACGCGCCAAGUUCGCCACCAGUUCUCUCGCUACCUGAUACCUAUCCACUGCCACAGGCUGUUGAUUUGCUUUAUCGAUGUCUGGCCCCGCAUGGCUCCAAUAAACCUACUAAAUUGGAGGAGGACUUUGCCAACGAGCUGGAUCCCAGCCGAAGAAUCGAUUCCAACAUCAAUAGCGGGAACGUAAAUAAUACAUCUAGUAGUAACAGUAGUGCAGCAAUGGCGCCUAUAUCAGUCGUGCUUCCGUCGCUGUCACCUAUCCAGUCGAGCAUGGGUGGCCUUUCGCCCAGCCAGGCAGCUUCGCUGAUGCAGUACAAUAGAACGAGUUCACCUACCCUCAAUUUGGAACAGAUGAUUGUCAAGCAACAGUCUCCCGUCUCCAUAUCGGUUGUGCCCUGUAGCGGUAGUCUGCUCAUCAGCAACCAAUCAACUCCGGUGGGCAAUGUCGUUCUCGAAGCAAAGCCUGCACCCAUGGACAUUGAUCAGCCUGCCAGUAGCCAAAACUUUGGCAAUAGUAGUAUGUACAUGUCGCCAGUGCAUCAAUACAAGGAUACUAUUGUCAAUAAGGUAAACAUGCACUCAAGUCAGUCGCCCUCGUCCAGAAGCAGCAGCUUUUCAAGUCUGUUCGACACAUCGGCAACCUCAUUACUGGACCAGCAGCACUAUAACUCUCUGGAUACGUCGAUGCGCAGCAAUCAUUUCGCGGCGUCCAUACUCACCAACGGCAAGCAACAGCGCUUGAGCAAUAAUCACAUGGGUUUCCAGAUUAACACCAGCAGCAGUCCGUCACUAGUCAGAGGAAUCAAAUCAGAGUACACUCAAGACUACUCGACGGCCAUACAGUUGGAGGCGACCGCAGCCUCGACGCCCUACGCUGCAACGAGCUUUGAGGAUAUCACAUGGUCCAGCCACCAUCCCGAGCCUCUAGCUGUAAGUAAAUGGCUACGCAUCACUUCCAGCCGCAAACAAUACAACUUCAAUAUUCACUGACAUAACGCUCUGCCCACUCCAGGCUGAGGAUGCAUCAUUGUGUCACAAUUCGCG